AUGGCUUUGGAACCGAUCGACGUAACUACACACUCGGCCGAGAUCGAGCGUGUUUACUUGGAGGUUGUUAAGGGUACAAAUCCUGAUUUAACAUGGUUGAUUUUGACACCUACAGAAAACAAGUCAUAUGCACCAGAAUAUACUGGGAGUGAGUUCCGGAAGUUUUUGAAAAGUUUUGAAGAGCAUAAGGUACAGUAUGGGCUAGCACGCGUAUCCCCACCAGGUUCGGACGUCCACAAACUUUUAUUAGUGGGGUGGUGCCCUGAUUCGUCACCAUUGAGGUUUAAGGCUUCAUUUGCAAGCAACUUUGCUAUAGUUGCGAAUAAUGUAUUGCGUGGGUAUCAUGUGCAAGUAACUGCUAGGGAUGAUGAUGAUUUACACGAACGGGAGUUGUUAAUGAAGAUUAGCAAUGCAGCAGGGGCGCGUUAUUCUUUUCAGCAAUAUGACUCUUUACCCCGUCCUACGAAAACCACAUCUAUACCCAAGCCAGAACCUGCCACUGCACCUAAACCCCGUCCGGGUGACGUGCCAAAGCCUUUUGUUACACCAAGAGCUACUGCUAAUUCUAACACCGUGAGUGAAAAGGAAAAAGCCAAGAUCAGCGACACUAGCGAUAGCAGUAGCAAGAAUAGCAGUAAGAGCAGUAGCAAGAAUAGCAGCAAGAGUAGCAGCACCAAACCUGAGAAGGAAUCUUCUGUUGCAGCAUCUCCUGCCAAGUCAACCCCCGCCACUCAGGAGGAUACUCAAAACGAUGGUUGGAAUGAACCGGAGUUAAAGGAACGCGAUUUUGAAAAGCAACCUUUAGAACCUAACAAAUCUUCCUGGAAACCUGUUGGUAAGGUAGACCUCCAAAAAGUCAUUGAAGAAGAAAGUUCAAAAAGUUAUCCUGGUUUAUAUUCGUCAAACAAGUCAGAGGUGACGAAAUCUGAACGCAGUAGUAAUAAGGUUAAUGCAUCAGAGGAUAUUGCCAAGCUGCGCGCAGAAUCAAAGCAGAAGCGCGAAUAUGAGUAUAGUCAGGUCCUUGGUACUAAAUCUAAGGGCUUAAAUAACUCUGAGCGCGCGUCUCAAUCACCUGAUAGGGAAGCUUCAGAUGCCUCUAACAAGGCGGAAGAGACAGAACAAGAUAGCGGUGCGAAACGGCCGGCUACGAAAAUACCGGAAUCAAAAUUUGGCCAUAAGGGUGCGGACUUCGAGCCCACUAUUAUUACUCCUAAGCAAUUCUCAGAACCUUCUCCGAUAUCAGUUGAUGAUAAGUCCACCAAGACUUCUUCUAGCCAUACAAAGUUUGGCAGGGCUCUUCCAGGUUUGAUCCCUGUCUCAACCCCAUCUGACAGCGCUACUGAUGAUUCUCCGCAACCACCUUUGCCUCCUAGACCGUCCACUUCACCAAAGAAAGAUUCGCAAGAUCAUUCGUCUAGUGACUCAGAGGAUUCUGAUAGAGGUGAAGAAGAAAGCAAAGACCAGGAACAAAAGGAAGACUCUGAAAAAGAAGAAGAAGAAGAAGAAGAAGAAGAAGAAGAAGAAGAAGAAGACCACGAUGACGACGACGACGACGACGACGACGAAAAGCAAUCUGUGGAAUUAUCAGAACAUGGUUCGUUUACAGAACAGCAGGAAUCAGCUUCGGCCACCGAAAACUCUCCUGCUCUACCUUUAAGAGCUAGACCUCCUCCGCCAGCUUCUAGAAAUGCCUCUGAGCCUUCUAAAGAAGAACAAACCCCAUCUGCUAUUGCUGAAUACGACUAUGAGGCUGCUGAAGACAACGAAUUAACUUUUGAGGAAGGAGACUUGAUAAUUAACAUCGAAUUCGUUGAUGAAGAUUGGUGGCUAGGCCAGUUGAAAAAGACCGGCGAAAAGGGCUUGUUUCCACGCAACUACGUUGAGUUACAAGAUUGA
Molecule: messenger RNA, 1896 nt
Organism: Eremothecium sinecaudum
Lineage: Eukaryota; Fungi; Ascomycota; Saccharomycetes; Saccharomycetales; Saccharomycetaceae
Gene: ABP1
Product: Abp1p
Exons: 1
Coding region: 1-1896 (631 amino acids)
Biological process (GO): regulation of actin filament polymerization
Cellular component (GO): actin filament; site of polarized growth; cortical actin cytoskeleton
Molecular function (GO): actin filament binding
Source: RefSeq, a predicted model, not a curated record